GCGCGGGCGACGGCGGCCCCGCGCGCUUUGUUCCCGCCGGGACGGACGGAGCCGCCGCCGGAGCCCUGACCGGACGAGGCUGCAGCCAUGCCAGACUCACCCGCCGAGCUGAGGACGCAGCCCCGGGCCACACCCUCUUCGACCCACGGGGCCAUAAGACAGGCGCCCUCCACACCUCAACCCAAUCCCGAUGACGGGCCCGCCUUGCCACUGCCGCCCGGCCGUCUGCACGGCUGCCUGAAGUGGUCCAUGGUCUGCCUCUUGAUGAACGGUGGCCACUCGCCCACAGUCCUGAGUGGGGCCCCAGCCACGCCCAAUGGGGUCAGCAGCAGGCCGGCCGCCUCGUCCACCGCCAUGCUGUGCCCACAGCACCUGCCCCCCGCCUGCGGCGCCCGGCAGCUGGGCAAGCUCAAGCGCUUCCUCACCACGCUGCAGCAGUUCGGCCGCGACAUCUCCCCCGAGAUCGGGGCGCGCGUGCGGUCCCUGGUGCUGGGGCUCGUGAACUCCACGCUGACCAUCGAGGACUUCCACUCCCGGCUGCAGGAGGCCACCAACUUCCCCCUGCGCCCGUUCGUCAUCCCCUUCCUGAAGGCCAGUCUCCCCGAGCUGCAGCACGAGCUGGCCCACUGUGCCCGCCUGGCCAAGCAGACGCCCGCCCAGUACCUGGCCCAGCACGACCACCUGCUGUUGGACGCCGACGCGGCCUCCUCCCCGCCCGACUCUGACCUCCUGCUGGACGCCCAUGAGAAUGGCAAGCGCAGGACGCCAGACAGGACCAAAGAGAACGGCUGCGACCGAGACGCCCCAGACCCCGACCCGCUCAGCAAACGGCCCUGCACGCUGAGCCCUGCACAGCGCUGCAGCCCCAGCGACGGGCCACACCCCACGCCCCCUCCCCACUACUGCCUGGAGGACAUGGCCAUGGCCCACCACUUCCGCAACCCCUACGGCCACCCGGACCCCAGAGAGCUGCGUGAGCACUAUCGGCAUGUGGGGGUGCAUGGGGCGCGACCAGAGGAGGUGAUUGACCACAGGCUCACGGAGCGAGAGUGGGCCGAGGAAUGGAAGCACCUCAACAACCUCCUGAACUGCAUCAUGGACAUGGCCGAGAAGACGCGGCGGUCGCUGACCGUCCUGCGCCGCUGCCAGGAAGCCGACCGGGAGGAGCUCAACCGCUGGGUUCGGCGCUACAACGCCUCCGAGGACCCCAAGAAGGGCCCCCCGCCCCCCACCCGGCCCCUCGGCAGCUCCGUGGGCGUGGGGGGGUCUCAGCCAGACGCCGCCCGGGACCUGCUGCCGCGGGGACUCCCCAGCUGCAUGCCCGAGGAGAUCUGGAGGAAGGCUGAGGAGGCGGUGAACGCGGUGAAGCGCCAGGCCAUGUCCGAGCUGCAGAAGGCCGUGUCGGACGCCGAGCGCAAGGCGCACGAGCUCAUCAGCACCGAGCGCGCCAGGAUGGAGCGGGCGCUGGCCGCGGCGCGCAGGCAGGCCUCGGAGGACGCGCUGGCCGCCGCCAGCCAGCAGGAGGACUCCAGCGAGAGCUGCUGGAACUGCGGGCGCAGGGCCAGCGAGACCUGCAGCGGCUGCAACGCGGCGCGGUACUGCGGCGCCUUCUGCCAGCACCGGGACUGGGAGCGGCACCACCACGUGUGCGGCCAGGGCGUGCAGGGCCCCGCGGCCACCGCGCCCGGGCCAGCGCCCGGCCCGCCCGAGGCCGCCGCCGCCGCCGCCAGCCCCCGCCAGGCCGGCUCCGCGGAGCCUGCUGGCCCCGGCUCGCCCAGCUCGCUGGACGCUGCGCCCCACUGACGGUCAGGCCAGUCUGUGCGCCCGCGGCCCGGCCCCCAGAGGACACAGUGGCCCUGGGGCCCAACGUCCGAGUCGCUGCUGCUGCUGCUGC
This is a messenger RNA of Sorex fumeus (smoky shrew), 1894 nucleotides long. It is a transcript of the gene CBFA2T3, whose product is annotated as CBFA2/RUNX1 partner transcriptional co-repressor 3. Gene Ontology annotation, molecular function: transcription corepressor activity. Lineage: Eukaryota; Metazoa; Chordata; Mammalia; Eulipotyphla; Soricidae. The transcript is spliced from 12 exons. Gene Ontology annotation, biological process: DNA-templated transcription; negative regulation of DNA-templated transcription. Gene Ontology annotation, cellular component: nucleus. The coding region runs from base 88 to 1803 and encodes 571 amino acids. The record is from RefSeq and is a predicted model, not a curated record.